GAAAAUGUUCAUUAAUGGUUGUAAAGUGGAUAAAGAUUUCUAUCAAAAUGGUGCCAAGUAUUGGAAGAAUGUGGAUCCCACCGUGGACGGGAUGCUCGGUGGUUUCGCUCACAUCUCAUCGAUUGAUAUAAAGGGUUCCAAGAGAUUUUUGAGUCAAUUCAUUGAGCCUUUACAAUCACCGAAUAAGAAAAAGAAAGUAAUCAAGAACGAUUAUCAAGUGCCCGUUGAAAAUGAGAGACGGGCUUUGGAUUGUGGUGCUGGGAUUGGAAGGGUUACCAAAAAUUUAUUGCUCGAUUAUUUUCACAAAGUUGAUCUUCUUGAUGUUAAUCAAUCGUUUCUCAAUGAGGCUCGUCAACAUAUUGGUCCAGAUAUUUACGAUCAAAGAAUCGGUCAAGCGUUUUGUUCAUCGCUACAUCAAUUUAAUCCUUCAGAUGAUUUAAAGUAUGAUCUCAUUUGGUGCCAAUGGGUAACUGGACAUUUAACUGAUGACCAUUUAGUUGACUUUCUUCAUAAAUGUCAACAAAUUUUAAAACCUGAUGGGUUAAUUAUAAUCAAGGAUAAUCAUACAUCUUCCGAUCAAAUUGAUGAUGAUAUGAAUGAUAGUUCAGUUACCAGGCCACAUUGGUUAUAUUUGGACCUUUUCAUCAAAAGUGGACUUAAAUUGGUGUGUGAAAAGCGUCAAUAUCAAUUUCCAAAAGGUUUAUAUCCCGUUAAAAUGUACGCGUUGAAAUCUUGUCCCAGUGAACAAUUAAUUAGCCAGAAAAAUUAAAAACUAAUUGAAUUAACAGAUGACCGACUGAAUGAAAACAUGACCAUUGAUAAAAUUUUUGUUCACAAAAUCAAACUUGAAAAUGAUUCAAAGUAAAUUCUAAUUGUUGUGAAUCAAUUGA
Panonychus citri (citrus red mite) is the source of this 890-nucleotide messenger RNA. Its product is annotated as N-terminal Xaa-Pro-Lys N-methyltransferase 1-like. Gene Ontology annotation, cellular component: cytoplasm. Bases 5 to 769 code for a protein of 254 amino acids. The record is from RefSeq and is a predicted model, not a curated record. The transcript is spliced from 2 exons. Gene Ontology annotation, molecular function: N-terminal protein N-methyltransferase activity. Gene Ontology annotation, biological process: N-terminal protein amino acid methylation. NCBI's taxonomy places the organism in Eukaryota, Metazoa, Arthropoda, Arachnida, Trombidiformes, Tetranychidae.